AACGAAAUUAACGUUGGAACUCUCUAGAACGGCCGCAUUGCACGCUUGGCGUCCCCGACCCCGACCCCUCGCCUCGCUAGUCGCUUAGCGUGUAGCGAAGCGAGCAGACGCGUCCGUCGAACUCCGCUUUAUGCCGACUAGCUGUACAAUUUACCUAUAAUGUACCCCGUAACUCCAUUGACGGUUGAUUUAAAGCCGCGAUUCUCACAUAAUACAGACGAAAAGUUGAUUGCAGCUGUAUUUAAAAGGGAGCCUCUUUGGAACCCAGCUAGUGAACUCCACAAAAACUCCGUUGUGCUAAAGAAACUGUGGAACAGUAUCGCUAUUGAAUUGGGAAAGGAUGUUACUUCAAUAAAGACAAGAUGGAAGAAUCUGCGGGCUUACUUCAUAAAAGUACAUCGAAAAAGCGACAGUGGCGAUCAACUGUCUACCAUUACGUGGCAGUUCUACGACCAGCUUUCAUUCCUGAAGUGCUGCUCUCCGGGAUUGGAAGGUAUCGGAGAAAGAGUACGCGUAGAUAACGAAGACAGUAAUUCAACUAUUGACGAAACGAUUGACGAGACAGUAAAUGAUAACAAAGAUAAUUCCGAUUCUGAUUCAUGCGCAAGCAAUAUGCCUAAACGCAAGAAACCAAAAAUGUCCGUCACCACAAAUAGUGAACCUUUCGAACUAGAUAAAAUGAAAUCUGAUGUCCUAGAAAGCGACAGUUAUCAGGAAAGAAAUUAUGACGAUCAGCAGUUCUUCGAAAGUCUUUUACCUUACGUGAAAAAUAUUCCGUUGAUGCGCAAGCUUAAAUUGAGAUGCAAGAUCCAGGAGAUGAUAUUAAAGGAGCUGGAGGCGGUUGAGAACGAUAUUGCUCAGCAACAGGCGCGUUUCACUGAAGUAUGUGUCGAGCCAGUGCCUCAAAGUAUACCUGAAAUCCCGAAACCUGAACAAGGUUUAAUAAUGGUUAAGGAAGAACCUUUAGAGUAACUUGUAGCAGAAUUAACAGAGGCUCUGUAGCAGAAUUAACAGAUGACCAAAAGUCAUCCAAAAAAUACGGA
Pararge aegeria (speckled wood butterfly) is the source of this 1043-nucleotide messenger RNA. RefSeq lists its product as uncharacterized. The record is from RefSeq and is a predicted model, not a curated record. Gene Ontology annotation, molecular function: DNA binding. The transcript is spliced from 2 exons. Gene Ontology annotation, biological process: regulation of transcription by RNA polymerase II. The coding region runs from base 160 to 972 and encodes 270 amino acids. Gene Ontology annotation, cellular component: nucleus; transcription regulator complex. Lineage: Eukaryota; Metazoa; Arthropoda; Insecta; Lepidoptera; Nymphalidae.